CUCCCUGCUCCGCUGGGACAUCGAGGCGCUGCCCCAGGGGAGCUUCCGGCACCUCCCGGCGCUGACCCUGCUCCUGGUGGCCUCGGGGCGCCUGGGGAGCGUCGGGGACGGAGCCUUCGAGGGGCUGGGGGCGCUGGAGUACCUGUUCAUCGAGGACUCCCAGCUCGGGUCCCUCCCCCCAGCCGCUCUCAGGGGGCUCCGGGGGCUCCAGUUCCUUGUCCCCUCUGUCCCCGCAGGAGUUUGGCCGACAACCGCCUGGAGUCGCUGCCCCGCGGCCUCUUCCAGGACCUGCCCAGCCUCGGCCACCUGGACCUGCGCGGGAACCCGCUGCGCUGUGACUGCGCGCUGCGCUGGCUGCUGCGCUGGCUGCGCGCCCGCCCCCGCGCCCGAGGGCAGCGCCCGCUGCCGCGCACCCCUCCCGCACCUGGGCACCCCCCUGGCCCUGCUCAGCCCCCGGCAGCUCCAGUGCCAGCGGCACGAGCUGCGGCCGUUCCAGGCGCUGCCCUUCUCGUCGCUCGGGGCCGAGCCCUUCGCGCUCGGGGGGCACCCGGGGGUGGCGCUGGCGCUGCCGGCGGCCGGAGCCUGCGCCCUGCUGGAGUGGGACCAGCUCGGGGGCAGCUUCCGCGCCCACAGCGUCGUCAACAGCUCCUCCCCGGUGGCCUGCCACCCCGUCCCGCUGGGUGACACCCUGCUGCUGGUGGUGGCCCAGCUGGGCGGCGGCUCCUGGGUGUGGCGCCGCUCGGGCGGCCCCGGCUCGGCCUUCGUGCGCCACCAAGCCCUGGGCUUGGGCCACCUGCGCCGCCCCCACGCCGUGGCCGCCGCGCGCCUCGGCGGCCACCUCUACCUGGGCGUGGCCGACAGCUCCAAAGGCGGCACCAGCACCGUGUUCCGCUGGGCUUCCGGAGGCUUCUACCCGCACCAGACGCUGCGGCCGUGGCACCGCGACACCCACCUGGAGUUCCUGGAGCUGGGCGGGCGGGCGGCGCUCGUGGUGUGCAGCGCGGCGCGGCGGCCGCUGGUGUACCGCUGGAGCGGCGGCGGCUUCGUGCCGCACACGGACAUCCCCCACGUGCCCGACGUCUACGCGGCCAAGCACUUCCGCGUGCGGGGAAGCGUCUUCCUGUGUCUCACCAGGUUCCUGGGGGACGCCAAGGUGAUGCGCUGGGAGGGCUCCAUGUUCCGCGAGGUCCAGCAGGUGCCGGCCCGCGGCUCUCUGGUGUUCCAGCCGCUGGUCCUGGCCGGCCACCGCUACGUCCUGCUGGGCAACGACUUCGCCCCGAGCCGCGUCUUCCGCCUGGGCCCCGGUGGCCACCUGGAGCCCGCCCAGGACCUGCCCGCGCCCACCCCCCGUGCCUUCGUCCCCGUCACCAUCGGCCACCGCCACUUCCUGGUGGCCUCCAGCUUCAAGGGGGCCACCCAGAUCUACGCCCACAUCACCGAGGACAUUGGCACCUGAGGGGACAUCCAGGCACGCGUGGUGGCCGCCCACGGGGACAGCCGGGCCCGCUGCCCUGUCACUGAGGACGUGGGGACGUCAGGGGACAUCUGAGCGCGCGCGGUGGCAGCUGAGGAUGGUGGCCACCACGUCACCAUGGAGAUGGGGACAUCAUGGGGACACGUGGUGGUGGCUGGUGGGACGUGAGGAUGGUGGCCACCAUGCCACCAUGGAGAUGGAGACACCAGGGGACAUCAUGGGGACAAUGCGGUGGCAUCUGGAGGGAGGUGGGGAUGGUGGCCACCACGAUGCUGUGGAGAUGGGGACAUGAAGGGGCAAUGUGGGGACACUCUGGGGACACUCUGGGGACACUGUGAGGAUGGCGGUGCCACUGCGGCCUCGUGCAGCUGCAGGGAUGUGGGGAUGUCCCCGUGGGCACGAUCACCGGAGGGACACGGGGACAUCGACCGGACACCAGCAGGGCCCUCAGGCCACCCUCACACAAUGUCCCCAAGGCCACCGGCGACCCGAUGUCCCCAAGGGCUUGUGUCACCUCCUGGUGCCACCACUGACCCGCUGUCCCCAAAGCCACCACUGAUCCAAUGUCACCUCGAUGUCCCCUCCCGGUGGCCCCAAUGGCCCCAAUGUCCCCAAGGCCUCGUGUCCCCUCCCAGUGCCACCCCUGU
Molecule: messenger RNA, 2121 nt
Organism: Vidua macroura (Pin-tailed whydah)
Lineage: Eukaryota; Metazoa; Chordata; Aves; Passeriformes; Viduidae
Product: leucine-rich repeat LGI family member 4-like
Biological process (GO): neuron maturation; myelination in peripheral nervous system
Molecular function (GO): protein binding
Source: RefSeq, a predicted model, not a curated record